AUGAAUUAUAAAUAGGAGAAAAAAAUAGACCAUAUAACACUCUAAUGUAAAAAAUAAUUCUGAAAAUAGAGCUUAGAAGUAUGGCUGAAGAUGGUGCAGGUGAAUCAUUAGCAGCAAGUCUUAAUUUAGAUUAAGAAGAUCUUAUUAGUAUAAAUGUUUGAUUAUAUUAUUUAAGUUUGCCCUUUAGAGUAGGUUUAAAGAAACUUUAAAGAGUUUAUGAGAUCAACUUCUUCUAUAGAAAUUGAAUAAGACAAUGCAAAAGAAAGAAUAGACUUUCCAGCUGAUAUGGAAUGGCCAACUGAAGAUGAUUUAGAAUAGAUGUUUCAAAAAUCUAUGAGCAAGUAAUAUUUAUUAUUAAAUUUAUGCAGAAUCUAAGGACGUCAAAAUAAAAAGAAAUGGAAAGAUAAUGAAAAAUAAUUUUUAACAUGGAUCAUUAUUAAAUAUUGUCUAUGGAAAAAUAAAGUUUGUAAAGAACUAGUAAUAUAUUAUAUUUUAAUUUAGAAUGAUUAAGAUUGGAGAUAUAUUGCUUAAUUAAUAGUUGGAAGAAAUGCUACAUAAUGUAAAUAUAAAUGGUUAGCACGAUCUAAAUUUAAAUUGGUUUAAGUACCUUGGAGUAAAGAAGAAGAUGAGGCAUUAGCUUCAAUUUAUAUGGAAUAUCAGAAAUAAGGAAAACAUAGUAAAUGGAGUGAAAUUGCUAAAGAAAUUGCACUUAGAUGCAAAACAUAAAUUGUUAGAUAAGGAAAAUAAUGCAGAGAAAGAUGGAUUAAUAAAUUAGAUCCAUAAAUUUCUAAGUAUAUUAUUUAAUCUAAUAUCUUAUAGAGGACCAUGGACUAAAGAAGAAGAAUUAACUUUAUUAUAAUUGAUUCUUAAAAAAGGAAAAAAAUGGUCUGAAAUUUCUAAAAUUAUGAAAAACACACGUACUGAAAAUUCCUUAAAAAACAGAUAUCAUACAAUUAUGAAAAAAGAAAGAAAUAAAUAACCUGAAGUUAAAGAAGAAAUUCAAUAAGAAAUUGUAGACUUAUUAUAAUAACAUAAUCAUAACUAUUAAGCUGAUAAUUUAGUUCAUUUAUAUGAAGAUAUAGAUCCAAAAGAAUUGAAAAUUAUUCUCUAAGUUAUCGAUAGAUUGAGUGAAAGUACUGGUAAAUAAAUUAGAGUAAGUACUUUAAUUACUGAUCAAUAAAUGUAAUAAGAACAAUUAUAUGAAAAAUAAUAAAAAAUUAAGUAAGAAAGUUAAAUUGAUUAAAUUCAAUAAAAAAAUGAAGAGGCAAAUAAUAAAUAAAGAUUUCUUGAUACAAUGGAAAAAAUCAAAAUUGAUUUGGAUUCAUAAAUUAAAAAACUUGUUAAUAAAUAGGAAUUAGAUUAAAAUUGUACUAUCAAUCUUCUUAAAUAAAUUUUAAAGCCUUAAGGUAUCAAUUAUAAUUAAUUCUUUAGAAAAUGAAACUAAUCAAUUGUAAUUUGAUUAAUAUUAUGACUAAAUGAUUCUUAAUUUCUAAGCAAAUUAAGUAGAAUUUGAAGUUGAAGCAAUUACUAAUUUAACAGCUUAAGAUGUUGAAGAUUGUUAAUUUGGGAUUGUAGAUUUUGAAUAAUCAAAUAUUUUUAUGAUACCUUAACAGUAUUUAUAGGAAGUCAUAAAUAAAGUUCAUGGUUCUUCAACCUAGGCUUAAGUUUAAUAAUAACAAUAAUUGUUGCAACAUUAAUAGUAAUAACAAUAAUAAUAGUAAUAAUAAUAGUAAUAAUAACAAUAAUAAUAAUAAUAAUAAUAGUAAUAAUAAUAAUAAGUUUAAUAAUAAUAAAUAUAGCAUUCUUAAAUGCUAUAAUAAUAACAAUAAUAGUAAAGGUUAACAAUUUCAUCAUCACUUAGAUAAUCUAUACCUUAAUCAUAAUAAGCUCAACCUCUUUAAACAUCUUAACUAUUUUUAGGAGAUCAAUUCAACCUUGUCAAUAGUCAAUAUGAUUUUGAAAAUCAACAAUAAUACUAAUAACAAAUUCCUGUACAAAUUCUCUAUCCCUAAAUUAUUUAUUAACCUAUAGGCUAAUCUAUUAAUUUAUCGCAAGGUCUAUAGUAAAAUUAUUGGAUGUCACAGUCUUAUUAUCAACCUUAAUAUUAUAUGAAGGCAUAAGAUUAAUAAUUUAACAAAACAAAUAUAGAAGAGCCUAAAUGA
Molecule: messenger RNA, 2162 nt
Organism: Paramecium sonneborni
Lineage: Eukaryota; Ciliophora; Oligohymenophorea; Peniculida; Parameciidae
Source: the annotation of a GenBank genome assembly